Aspergillus versicolor CBS 583.65 is the source of this 2088-nucleotide messenger RNA. RefSeq lists its product as uncharacterized. Gene Ontology annotation, biological process: regulation of DNA-templated transcription. Bases 1 to 2088 code for a protein of 695 amino acids. The transcript is spliced from 3 exons. NCBI's taxonomy places the organism in Eukaryota, Fungi, Ascomycota, Eurotiomycetes, Eurotiales, Aspergillaceae. The record is from RefSeq and is a predicted model, not a curated record. Gene Ontology annotation, molecular function: DNA-binding transcription factor activity, RNA polymerase II-specific; zinc ion binding.
AUGGAUCCAGAUCUCGAAGGCUCAUCCCCCAGAUCAGAGAACAACGAGGAAAACCAGCCCCCUCCAAAUAAAAGGCCGAAAACCCACACCGUGCGCCGCAAGCCCGCCUGCCAAACGUGUCGACGGCGGAAGAUCCGCUGCGACAAUGGCCAGCCGGCGUGCGGGUUCUGCUACUCUAAUGACAUUGACUGUGUGUAUGUUUCGCGUGGAGAUGAUAGUACCAUUGGUCGACAGGAGUUCGGGAAAGUACUUGACCGGCUGGAUACAUUAUCCAAGACGGUCGAGAAUAUCCAGCAGCUUUUGAGCUCACGGGCGGAAACGCCGCAGCCGCAGCCGAAUUGGAGCCGGGCUCAGAUACAGCUCCCAGAGCGAGAGCGCGAGCGCGAGCGCGUUCCAACCCGAGCAGGAGAGUGGCAGCAGGAUUACCUGCAGAUCCCGGCCUGCCGAUGCAGCGCCGACGCAGUGCUCACCUGGCCGAUAUUCAGCAGCCAGUUCCGGGAAAACUCGCUCAUCACGACGCUAUUCCAGUACUCGCACGGGGUAGUCGAGUAUCGGUCUCGGUCGAGCGAGUCGGGGACGCUACCUGACGGGCUGCGGUUCACCCCGGACGAACAGAUCCCAGCGCUGGUGGACCAGUUUAUCCAGAACGUGCACACGAAAAACCCGAUUUUGGAUCUGGAGUUGCUGAUUCGGUCUGGUCGGCAUGCCGCGGAGUUUGGGCUGCAGUGGGAUGCGCAGUCUUGUUUGGUUCUGAUUGCUUGUGCGCUGGGGUGUAUAUCGCAGCCGUUUACGGCUUCUACCCAGGGUCCGCGGGCUACGGGGUCGCUUUUUGAAGGGUCUGGAUGGCCGACGUCGAGUUCUGCGAGUCAUUUGCGUGAGGGGGAGGCGUUUUUCAUGAUGGCGCGGAAGAGGAUUGGGUUAUUGCAGUAUUCUGUUAUCGGUGCUGAAUGUCACUUUUUUGCGGGAGUGUAUCUGAUGUAUACGUUUCGCCCGCUCUCGGCCUGGAACCACUUCUACCAAGCCUCGACAUUCUACCGGCUGCGGUUGAGGUUAAUUGAAGGCCUUGAUAGAUCGGUGUACGAGGCUGAGCAGCAACCAUCCGUUGCUCAACGUUUCGAACAGAGCCUGUAUUGGUCGUGCUUCAAGUCUGAGGUAGAAAUCCGCGUCGAACUACCACUGCCCCAGUCUGCGAUUGCGGAAUACGAAUAUCCAGCUCUGUUCCCUACGCCUCCUACACUGUCCGACGAAUACCCAAAACACCGAGACCAAACAUCUGACUGGAACCGCUCUGAAACCCCGUCUGUUCUCGACCCAGUCGGCCUUCCUGGGCUGGGGGUAUCAAACCACAUCACCAAGCUCUUCAACGAAGAACAAAGCUGGUACUACUACCUGACUGAGGUCGCCCUCCGACGCAUCGGAAACAGGGUCCUGAACGCAUUCUACCGCGGCGACUCCUCCACCUGGUCCAACAUCCGACCCCUGAUCCCAAUGGCACUCGAGUUCGAAUCCCAAAUCAACGCAUGGUUCGCGAACCUGCCACCGGCAAUGAAGUACUACGAAAGCAACUCCAGCCCAGACGCUUCCCAACAAGGCUACACCACCGACACCCGCGAGUCCAUCUCCCUCGAACUAAGCUGGGCACUGAGCAACCGCUUCCUGGAAAUCCGACUGUGGCUGUAUCAGCCCUUCCUGUACUUCGCAGCUCACCACCCCAUCGGACCAACCGCGGCGGCUGCCGCAUCUGCAACAAGAGUAAUCCUGCCCCCUCCUAUCAACAACGAGGAGUCGGCCAUCAUCCAAGACCUCGUCCAGUCCGGUCUAGACUGUAGCCUGAAGAUCCUGCAAGCGCGGUGUCUUCGCCACCGACACCACGGUAUCUGGUUUGACCUCCGAGCCUUGGUGACGGCAUCGUUAAUAUUCAUUGCGUUAACACGGAGCGGGAAUAUCGAACUCCCUCAUAUCCACCCUGGCGGAUUAAAGGCGCACCUCAGUCCCACGCUUGAAACCCUAACGUACUGGGAAGACGAGGCACCUGAUAUCAAGAAGGCACGGGGUGUUUUGGAUAACCUCCUUCGCGAUCUGGACUGA